Molecule: messenger RNA, 1860 nt
Organism: Gadus macrocephalus (Pacific cod)
Lineage: Eukaryota; Metazoa; Chordata; Actinopteri; Gadiformes; Gadidae
Product: high affinity cGMP-specific 3',5'-cyclic phosphodiesterase 9A-like
Exons: 15
Coding region: 226-1707 (493 amino acids)
Biological process (GO): cGMP catabolic process
Molecular function (GO): 3',5'-cyclic-GMP phosphodiesterase activity
Source: RefSeq, a predicted model, not a curated record
CCCCUACUGGGGACAGCAGUUAAACAGUGGUCAAAUAGUGACAACUGGUGGGGAAAUACUAGAUAAACAGUUGUAGAACAGCGACACCUGCUGGAUAAACAGCAGAUAAAUACUGGUAAAAUAGAGACAACUGGUGGGGAAACAGCAGACAAUCACUGGUAGAACAGCGACACCAGUUGGACAAACACCGGAUAAACAUUCUACAGGUCUUUGACUGUCAGAGACAUGCGGGGAACGGGUUGUCAAUCGAUCACUUGCAGGGUGAACGGCCGAUUGGAGCAUGCAGAGUUCCGGACCGAUUGCUCAUCGACAGAUGUUAAAGACCUGCUCCGAGCCUCGGUGGAAGCCGGCCCGCACGACAUCCUGACGAUGUACGACGCCGAGGGGAAUGUGGUCAAUAUCUCACCCAGUCUGACGGCCAAUGUCGUCAACACAUGCUACAGACUGGAGGUGGUGGCGUCCGAUCUUCAGAAUCGGGCUUUAGCCGUGCCGACCGAGCUGCGCAACAUGGACAACAGGCUGGAAAACCUGGAAACAAAGGUGCUUGAAGAUACUGGGAAAACCACAGAUCUCAAGAGCCAAGUGGAGUCUUUCAAGAGGAAGCUAGAGAACGUGGAGCACCGGAGCUGGAUCGGUCUCUUCAAGGGGCAGGAGAGGCCCCAGCGCCGGGCCAGCCAGGGGCACCGGCCUGUGCAGGACGAGCAGGCCCAGGUCCGCCGUACGUUCCGCCACAUGAGCUCCCUGCAUGUGAAUGAUAAAGUGAGGGAAUACCUAAAGACCCCCCUCUUUGACAACUGGCAAUGGGAGGAGGCCGAGAUGCUGGUGCUGCUGCAGGUGAUGUACACCGACCUGGACUUCCUCACCGCCUUCCACAUCGAGGUGGACGUUCUCCAGAACUUCCUGUUUGAAGUCUACCGCCACUACAACAACAUCCCCUUCCACAACUUCCAGCACUGCUUCUGCGUAACUCAAAUGAUGUACGGGCUGAUCUGGCUGACGGACCUCAGGAGUAAACUGGAGAGAAUCGACCUGUUCGUCAUGCUGACGUCGGCUCUCUGCCACGACCUGGACCACCCCGGCUACAACAACGUCUACCAGAUCAACGCCCGGACGGAUCUGGCUCUGCGCUACAACGACAUCUCGCCGCUGGAGAACCACCACUGUGCCGUGGCCUUCGCCAUCCUGGCAAAGCCAGAGUGCAACAUCCUGAAGAGUCUUACAUGCAAUCAGUACAAACAUAUUCGAGCAGGAAUGAUCAAGUGUAUUCUAGCCACGGACAUGGCACGACAUAACGAGAUACUCAACAAGUUCAAAGUCACACUGCCUGUGUUUGACUUCAGGACAGAAGGUCAUAAGGAAGUGCUGAUGAAGAUCAUGGUGAAGGUGAGCGACAUCUCCAACGAGGCCAGGCCCAUGGCCGUCGCCGAGCCCUGGCUGGACUGUCUCCUGCAGGAGUUCUUCAACCAGAGCGACUCUGAGAAGCUGAAGGGUCUCCCGGUGACUCCCUUCAUGGACCGGGAUAAAGUCUCCAAGCCCUCCUCCCAGACCGGCUUCAUUCGCUUCGUGCUUCUUCCUCUCUUCACGGAGCUCACCAAGCUCUUCCCCUGCCUGGAGCAACAUAUCUUGGAGCCCGUGCGGAAGGCCCUGGACUACUACUCAGACCUGGAGAAAGAAGCCCAGGCAGAAGCAGGCUGCGCCAAGCCAUGAUGAGGGCGGAGCCAGACCUCACACACACACACUCACCCACACAGACAGAUACAUACGCACAGAUACACGCACACACGCACGAACGCACGCUCACAAACAUAGACACAGUAACAAAGAAACACACACACAAACACAAACAUAGACACAGUAACA